Adineta ricciae is the source of this 2166-nucleotide messenger RNA. NCBI's taxonomy places the organism in Eukaryota, Metazoa, Rotifera, Eurotatoria, Adinetida, Adinetidae. The record is from the annotation of a GenBank genome assembly.
AUGACUGAUUUGAAAAAUCUCAAAAUUAGACGUCAAGGAACCAUUGCCGUUGUAGAAUUUAAUCAAGAAAAUGCUAAAGUCAACACAUUAUCACAAGCGAUGAUGAACGAAUUUGUGCCAUUGUUUACUCAUUUGAGAAAUGAUGAAAAUGUUCAAGGAAUCGUUGUUAUCUCAGCGAAACCCGGCUCAUUUAUUGCUGGAGCAGAUAUCAAUAUGCUUGAAUCUGCUAAAUCACGUGAUGAACUUUAUGAAAUGUCACGUCGCGGACAAGAAGUUAUGGAUCAAAUUGAACAAUCAUCAAAACCGAUUGUCGCAGCGAUCGCUGGUUCAUGUCUGGGCGGUGGAUUUGAAGUCGCUUUGGCGUGUCACUAUCGUGUUGCAUUGAAUGAUAAAAGAACUACAUUUGGUCUACCGGAAGUCAAAUUAGGAUUAUUACCUGGUGCAGGGGGUACACAAAGACUUUUACGAGAACUUUUGUUAACGGAUGCUCUCGAUCUUCUGUUAACUGGAAGAGAAAUCAAACCAAAACAAGCGAAAGCACUUGGUUUAAUCGAUGUUCUAGUCGAACCUGUCGGCACGGAUGAAGACAACAUCGAGCAUUUAUGUGCAAUUGCCAUAGAAAAAGUCAAUCAACAAAUUUCAAAAGGACUGAGUCAUCGACAACCUAGUCUCAUGGAAAAUAUUAAGUCUAAGAUAAUAUCGAAUAGCCACGUUCGCAAUUAUAUAUUAUCGCAAGCACAAGCGAAAGUGAUAGCACAAACUCAAGGCGUGUAUCCUGCACCGUUGAGAAUUCUUGAUGUCAUCAAGCAAACGCUCGAGCGUGGUACAACAGUUGGAUUCAAUGCGGAAGCAGAAGCUUUUGCGGAUCUUGGUAUGACCAACGAGUCGAAAGCAUUGAUUAGUUUAUUUCAUGGACGCACUGAAUGUAAAAAGAACAAAUAUGGGAAAGCACAAAGAGAAGUCAAGACAUUUGCUAUUGUUGGCGCUGACCCAAUUGGUUCAGGAAUCGCAAAUGUGUCUAUUGACAAAGAUUUGCAAGUGAUUCUACAGGACUCAUUAUCAGAUUCCCUUUCUCGUGCUCGAUCGCAAAUAGAAACCACUUAUCAGAACUCCGUCAAACGAAACCGGACUACACAAGCUGAUUACUCUCGAAUAUUGUCACACUUAAAAUGUCAAACAACAUUCGAUGGUUUUGACCAAUGCGAUUUUGUCAUUGAAGCAGUUUUUGAAGAUGCUCGACUAAAACAAAAGAUUCUUGAUCAACUCGAACAACUCAUUCCAGAACAUUGCAUUUAUGCUUCGAACACAUCGACAAUAUCGAUACACGAAAUUGCUGUACAGAGUCAUCGUCCGGAGAAGGUUAUUGGCAUGCAUUAUUUUUCUCCGGUUGAAAAAGUUGAAUUACUGGAAAUUGUUCGAACUAGACAAACAUCCGAUGACACGGUUUGUUCCGCAAUCAAUCUUGGUCUCAAACAAGGCAAACUCGUGAUCGUAGUUAAUGAUGGACCUGGGUUUUAUACAACAAGAUUAGUGAUAUUCGCCUGCGUGGAAAUACUUUCUUUGCUUAAAGAAGGAUUAACACCAAAAGAUAUUGAUCACGUGACGAGAAAAUUCGGUUUUCAUAUCGGUUUAGCGAGUUUACUGGAUGAGUUCGGUAUUGAUAUUAUUGCUGGUUGUGUUUAUCGUUUCCGGGAGAUUUUUGGCGAACCUCUUAUUGACUCGUCUAUCAUUCAGCUAUUACAAAUAUUCGUAAAACAUAAACUGUUUGGUAGAAAAUCAGGACAAGGGCUAUAUAUCUAUUUCAAAGAUAAUAAGAAAGAGAAUAAUCCGAAGAUCAGAGAGAUAUUGAAGAAUAUUUCGAUCGAGAAAAAAGAAAGAUCAACAAUGGAACAUAUUCAAUGGCGUAUAGCCCUUCGUCUGCUGAAUGAAGCUGCCCGUUGUCUCGAAGAAAAUAUCAUCACUUCACCUACUGAUGGUGACAUAGGUGCUGUAUUCGGUCUUGGUUUUCCUCCAAUGAAAGGCGGUCCAUUUCACUUCAUGGAUACCUUCGGUAUUUUUAAUAUAGUCGAUUUAAUGUACAACUAUCAAUUGAAGUAUGGUGACCGUUUUGCUCCGACACAAUUGUUAAUCAACAUGUCUCAAGAGAAUAAAACAUUUUAUCCGUAA